AUGUUCAAGAAGAGACAAGACCCGCUUGAGCAUCUGUUCCAGCAGAGCGAGCCCCAAACGGGCGACGCCGACAAGGGUUUCCUCCACAAGGUGGUGAGCAAGGAGCAGGAGCAGUCCGCGUACAACUCGCCCUUCCGCACGUCGCAGUCGCUCGCGGCCGCGCAGAAGCGCAAGAUGCAAAAGUUUCCGACCGUCAGCGCGUCCGUGAGUGCGCACUCGAGCUCGGACAUGGGCUACAAGGUAAUUGACGCGGCGAGGCGUCGCGCCAAGGACAUCGCGGUGCCCCGGUACCUGCAGGGCAACGACGAGCGCCAGAGACGGCGGCUGGACAAGCUGGAGCGCAAGGAGGACGCGCUGAAGUACAAGAAGGAUUCGCAGCGGAUCGUGGACGUCCGUGGCGGCCAGGACCGCGCGGCAGGCGCCGCUGAAGACGAGGGCGACGUCGCUACGGAUGCGGAGGUUGAGGCUGCGGCUGACGCCGAGACGGAGGCAGAGGCCGACGCUGAAGCUCACACGCAAACCGACGCGGGCGCAGACGCGGGCGUUGCUGCUUCUACCGCUGAAAGCGUUGCCGCCAGCACCAAGGAUGCAGAAGCCGUGCCAGCCACAAUAGACGAGACGCCUGUGUCCGACACGCAGGACUACGUCACGCCCGGCGCUGAGGCCCCGGACGCUGAGUCCGGUAUCGCCGAGCCAGAGACAUCCGCGGCCAUUGCCGAGUCAGAGGUUCCAGCAGCCAUUGCCGUUACUGAGACCCCGGUCGACGGCGCCGCUGCGGAGCCAGAGGUUCCAGUCGCCGCUGCCGCUGAGUCGGAGGUGCCAGCUGCGCUUCCAAGCAGCGAGACGGCCGGCGCCGAGCCUACUGAGACGGCCACCGUGAAUUCCAAGGAGGUAGCAGUCGGGACCGCGCCGGACGCCGCGUCCUCUGUUCAGAAGGUCCCUGCCGGCGUUGACCUCGUCGGAGAGCCAGCUGUCGCAGAGGCCGCUGGCGAGCAGCCUGCCACCGAGGGCAAGAUCAAUGCCGACGGAGUCCCCGAGAAGCCCAAAGAUAUCAAGGAAACGCCCCGCGUUCCCUUUGCCACCGGCAUCUUCGCCCUAUGGACCCGCUCCGACAAACGCGGCCAACCCGUGGCAUCCCCCAACGACCCAGAGUUCAUUGUUAAGUUCGACAAGGGAUACAUGUCCAAGGCGCUAUACGACACCCUCGAGUAUGAAGAAGCUAUUCACAAGCGCGAAAUGGAUGACUACACCAAGGAGCACGACGCCAAGUACGAAGCCAAGGCCAAUGAGUACGAGGACCGUCUGACGUCGCUCAAGAGCCAAAUCGCAGAGCUUGAGGCCACCAUGGAGACUCUACAGAAGGACACCACUGAGAAGAUCGAAAUAAGCGAGGCCAAGUUGAGCGCGCAAAUGAUCGACCUAAACGCUGAACACAGCAGCAGCAAGAAUGUCAUCUUCAAAGAGACCGAGAACAUGAAGGCCGCCAAGGUCGAAGAAAAAGAGGGUGUCGAGGCCAAGCAAGAAGACGUCAAGACCGAGCUCGAGGAGCUCGAGAAGCUCAGAGCUGAAAUAGACGCUGAGAACCGCGAGCACCAAGGCCGUGUUGACGAGCUGACCGCGGAGCUUGACGCCAAGCUUGCGGCAAUCCAAGAGCUUAACACUCAGCAAGCGGAGUUGCAAGCAUCUAUCGACGACCUGCAGCAGCAGAAAGAUGCACUUAUCAGCGAGGCCAAUGCCGCCGAUGAGCAGCACGGCUCCAACGUCGCUGUCUUGGAAAGCAUCGAAAACAAAGAAUACCUGCCAAAGCUCAAUGCCAUUGACACCAAGAUUUCUGAGCUGCUCACUUCUCUGACCGUUGUCAAGCAGGAGACCGCCAACCACAAGACCGAGUUCGCGGCCGUCUCGAAGCGUUUGGAAGAAGAGGACGAAGAGCGCAAGGAGAAGCUGCGCCAGGAAGAAGAAAACCGUAAAAGACUCGAAGCUGAGCGCCUGCAAAAACAACGUGAGGAGCACGACCAACAGAUUCUUUUGCUUCAGCAGGAGCACGAGCGUCAACUAGCAGAGGCCAGCCAAAAGGCCGCUGAGCACGAACAAGCGCUCCUCAAAGAACGCGAGCAGCGUGAACUGGUUGAGAGAGAACGUGUGAAGCUUCAAGGCGAGAAAGCCAUCAGAGAACAAGAGGAGGCUAAAGCAGCAGACAAAGCCUUGGAAGAGGAAAUCAAACAGAGGAACCACAGCCGCGCUCUCGCACUCGACGGGGCAGAAGCCGCUGUUCAAAAAAGCCAAAAGGAGAUUACGGAGCAGAAAAAGACUCCGUUGUUGCCUGCCUCAGAGCAGAAGGAGACUCCACUAUUGCCUGCCCCUGUGCAGAAGGAGACUCCGCUACUGCCUGCCCCAGAGUCCGCCCAGCCAAAGGCACUUACGAACGAUAACAGUUCGUUGUACGAAUACUUCACUGAGAAGGAAAUUAGAACCGUGAACUCCAGCACUUCAGCCUUCACUAAAGCGUGA
Molecule: messenger RNA, 2511 nt
Organism: Lachancea thermotolerans CBS 6340
Lineage: Eukaryota; Fungi; Ascomycota; Saccharomycetes; Saccharomycetales; Saccharomycetaceae
Exons: 1
Coding region: 1-2511 (836 amino acids)
Biological process (GO): chromosome organization involved in meiotic cell cycle; double-strand break repair; telomere maintenance via recombination
Cellular component (GO): condensed nuclear chromosome; Mre11 complex
Molecular function (GO): single-stranded telomeric DNA binding; G-quadruplex DNA binding; double-stranded telomeric DNA binding
Source: RefSeq, a predicted model, not a curated record